Messenger RNA from Danaus plexippus (monarch butterfly), 1872 nucleotides. RefSeq lists its product as uncharacterized. The record is from RefSeq and is a predicted model, not a curated record. NCBI's taxonomy places the organism in Eukaryota, Metazoa, Arthropoda, Insecta, Lepidoptera, Nymphalidae. Gene Ontology annotation, molecular function: protein binding.
UACCCUAUUAGGUAGUUACCUAUAUUAUGUGUCAACAUUCAACUUUCAAGUCUCCAAAAUUAAAUUUAUUGAAUAAGUGAAUAAUUUCAAGCCCAAGGAUUUUAAAAGUCAUACAGCUCCUUGAUAUAACCAAUACUAUCAACUAUACUUAUUGUUAAUAUAAAGCUUAUCUAUUAACUCGAUGUUUAGCAGUAAAACGCAACUAAGAAAGAGAACACCAGAAAAUGGAACGGAUCGCGAAAGUUAUUUAUCACUUUUAGUCGAUGAAUACAUUAAUUCUUCAUCGUUUGAUGCCAAACAUCAGGUUUUAGCAAAUCUUGCUAACUUUGCUUACGACCCUAUAAACUACGGUUUUAUAAGAAAUGUUGGAGUCUUAGAUAUAUUUAUCCAUGUGCUAAAGAAUGAAAAUAACAGUAAACUGCUUCAUUUUGCCACAGCAGGAAUCUGCAACUUGUGUAUAGAUCCAGAUAAUGUUGAUUAUAUUGUGAAUAAUGGAGCUAUUGAACCUAUUUCCACUUUACUCAACUCCGACCAUGAAGAAACAUUAGCUGAUGCUAUAACAAUAUUUAUUUACUUAUAUGACAGUCAUGCAAAAGAUAAAAUACAUGACAUAAAAACAGUUAAAAAUAUUGAAGCACUUAUUAAAUCAGAAAAUCAAGUUAUUUCUAAUCUAGCAUCUAUAUUUGUAGAAAAUACAAAAAAAGUUGCAAAACCAGGAGAAACAAUGAAUAAAAUGUUGUCGAAUAGGUUUCCAUAUCUCAUAAACAAUAAGAAUUAUCAGAAGAUCUGUAAGUUUCAAUCAACAUUCAGCCGUGCGGCUUUCAAAGCUGGUGAUAAAAUAAGAAUACAGAAAACUCUAACACAGAAAGAUCUGGAUACAUUCUCAAAUUUGACGAGCGAUCACAAUUACCUCCAUAAGAAUAAUGGCAACAAAAGACCAAUUGUUCAUGGGGCGUUUUUGAAUGGACUCGUCGCUGGGCUUAUUGGAACCCAUCUGCCUGGACCUGGCACUGUGCUAGUGUCACAGACCAUGAAAUUUCCUAAUAAAUGUUUUGUUGGAGAGAAGCUGACUAUAAGUGUGGAGCUGGUCGAUGUUAGAAAAAUACUCAAGGUUAAAUUUUUCUGCAUUGUUGAAGAGGAAAAAAAGGUUGUGUUUGAAGGUGAAGCAAAGUUGAUGCUUGCUAAAGACUGUUAAAAUUAUGGAUUGUGAACUAUAAGUUCAUCAAAAAGACUGUAUAACAUUACGAAGUGCCACAGAUAAUAAUAUUAAAUACAAUUAUGAUUAACAGUACAAUUAUAAAAGUAAUUCUAAUCUGUCCACCAUUCUGAUUGUUUUUAAUACCCAACAUAUCACAAUUAACCAACAAAGACUGAUGUCACAGAUUUUUUGAUUUGAAAAAAAAAAAUCACAAAAAUGUAAUAUUGUAACUUAAAUUUAAAAAUUAAUUCAAAUUGUAAUUUACAGAAUACAGAUAAUAUAUUGAAACAGCUCAAUAAUUUUAAUAAGCUGUAUGUACAAAUAAUCAAAAAAUAAAAAUGUAGCAAUAAUUUAUUUAUUUGUAAGACUAAAAUGAUAUUAACACUUCCUAAAUGUGUUCUGAAUUUGUAUGUUAUUACAUGAAAAAUAUUUUUCCACUGUAUAUGUAUAUUGUAAUGUGUUUUAUUUGUUACUUUUGAUGUAUCUUCUGUAAAGCUUGUAAAUAUUUUGGCUUUUUUGUAAUAUCGCAUGCAUAUUUAUCAGUAUUAUUAGAUUUGAAGCCAGUCCUUUAAAAGGAAAUAUUGUUUUUGCGUUUCCUUAGAAUACAUUUUCUAAGUUUGUUUUUUUUUUUCUGUAUGAUUUAAUUAUUUAAUAAAUUAAUUUAUCAAAUGUUA